Molecule: messenger RNA, 1602 nt
Organism: Lactuca virosa
Lineage: Eukaryota; Viridiplantae; Streptophyta; Magnoliopsida; Asterales; Asteraceae
Source: the annotation of a GenBank genome assembly
AUGGAGGAUCUGAUUGUCUCCCCAUCCUCAUCUUCUUCGAUCGUUUCUUUUCCCAAUACAAACACUCCUCCCCCUUCUGAUACAAUCCAGCAAAAACUCCAAAACCUGCUUCAAAACCAGCCUCAACCAUGGGCAUACGCAAUUUUCUGGCAGACCUUUAACGACGACUCCAACGGCUGUGUAUCCUUAUCUUGGGGAGACGGUCAUUUCCAAAGCAAUAACGACGUCCCAAACACCACCUUGCCCUCGUCUGGGAGUUCCGCCACCUUUCUCUCUGACUCCGAUCCAGACUGCAGGAAGUCUGUUCUUAAAGAAAUCCAGGCCCUCCUUGGACCAGACAACCGAGACGACGCCGAGUGGUUCUACGUUAUCUCCUUAACCAGAUCAUUUAUCCCCGGAGACGGUUCAGUUCCAGGUACGUCUUUCGGUUCAAGCUCUAUGAUCUGGUUAACCGGUGCCGAUCAGCUCCAGUCUUUUAACUGUGAGAGAGCUAAAGAAGCACGCAUCCACGGUUUGGAAACCCUAGUUUGCAUCCCAACACCAAACGGUGUUGUAGAAAUGGGUUCGUAUCAUGUCAUCGAGGAAACAUGGAGUUUGGCCCAUCAGGCAAGGUCACUGUUUGGCGGCGGUUCUUCUUCGGCUUCUUGUUCUCCACCUAAUACCCUUCCUAACUUCUUCCAUCACAAACACCAUGAAACCACGUCUACCACUAACCCUAUGAAGCUAGACAACCUCAACGAAGAACAUCAUAAUAUUAUUUCUUUUGCUGAUAUGGUACUUAUGGCUGGCGGAUUGCAAGAGGAAGAGGGUAUGAACAUGAUCGAUUUCGAAUCAGCAACAGCCGAUCAUCAGAUGUCCAAAAACCUUGGAAGAUCAUGCAUGAACAAAAACACCAUCCCCACUACUACUACGAAUACGUAUGUAGAGACUGGGUCGGAGCAUUCAGAUUCCGAUUGCCAGCUUGUUCUUGCUACGUCAGAAAGACGGAUGCAGAAGAAGAAAGGAAAGAAAACAGGUGGUAGGGAUCCACCUGUAAACCACGUGGAGGCAGAGAGGCAGCGACGUGAAAAGCUCAACCAGCGUUUCUAUGCGCUGCGCUCCGUGGUCCCAAACGUGUCUAGGAUGGACAAGGCGUCGCUCUUGGCGGAUGCUGUCUGCUAUAUCAAUGAAUUGAAAGGCAAAGUCGAGAAUCUGGAAUCACAGUUGCAUCCUCGCAGCAACAGCCAAGGUAAAACCAAGAGAGUGAAGGUGGAAAUGGCGGAUACGGUGGACAACCACCUUCAAAGCAGCAGCACUAGCAGUUUGUAUCAAGCUCGGGUGUCGACAAAACCAACAAUAAAGGUUAACAGCAAGACGAGUGGUUUCAGGGAAGUGGAAGUGAAAAUCGUGGGAGAGGAUGCAAUGAUAAGGGUGCAAUCAGGGAAUGCAGACUUGCCAGCAGCUAAACUGAUGGAUGCUCUGAGAGAAAUGAAAGCACAAAUACAGCAUGCAAGCAUGUCGUGUGUAAAUGAGAUAAUGCUACAAGACGUGGUGGUUAAGAUCCCUGGUGCCAUAGAUGAAGAUGAACUCAAAACCGAUCUCAUUAGGAGAUUAGACCGCUAG